Messenger RNA from Trichobilharzia szidati, 711 nucleotides. The record is from the annotation of a GenBank genome assembly. Lineage: Eukaryota; Metazoa; Platyhelminthes; Trematoda; Strigeidida; Schistosomatidae.
AUGAUAAAAGAUUUUGAUAAUAUUGACUACUUAUCAAGAAUUUUAAACAAUCAAAUUGUUCCAGUCAGAAAUGUAAUCGACACAAGACAGGAUCGUGAUAAAAGCCUACGCGAAAAAUAUUAUAGUGUUACUUUAGGUGAUAUGAUGAAGCAGGAUACGAAUUUAUUGAGUUUGUUAAGCAAUCAACAUUUGUACACCUUUUCACCGCCUGCAUUCGGCUUAACUAAACGACCAGGUGAUAAUUUUACACCAUGGCAAUGUGUUCUAGCUGAAGAGGCACCGCCUUUAGCUACAACUGUUUAUCGUCAAGCUGUUGACAAAGAAGACUUUGAUUAUUUAAUUGAUGAAAGUGGAAAACUUCAUGAGUCUAAAGGCGUUACUUCAAUUAGACGAUACUCACCGAAGAGUAAUCCGCCAACUGCAUUGGGAUAUUUAAAAGAAUCAAUUAAUCAGUUGGUAGAAGAUUCAAAAUUGAAUAACAAUCGAUUCGUGAAUUACAACAACAAUCUUUUCAUUUCUCCAAUUCAUCAGAAUUUAAUUGAAGAACGUUUAAAACGUUUAAAAUUAGAAGAGAAAAUGUUACUGCAAGCAGAAAAAUUAGAUAUGUUAGAGAGAAUUAGAAAACCUGUCUCAAGAUGGUACACUAUCAAAACGCCCCAGUUCUUCUAUGAAGCUCGUAAGCAUAAUCAACUGCUAAGAAAAUCAUCAUAA